CCACAACGAUCACAAAAGAGACUAAAUCUGUCCGUAAGGAGUGUGAACUUACUGAUCAAGCAGGAAAUAAUCAGAAAUACUUUUGUCCGGAAUGAACCGUCCAACUGAAGCAGAGAGAGGAAGAACAUGAACAGAAUCAUCAGUUUUAUACUUUAUGGUCUGUUUUUGUGCUCCUCGGUUUUCUCUAAUGAUGAUACACAGGUCUCCUGUCAGGUCAACAAGACGUGUAUCUUACCCUGCAGUUUCACAGCUCAUGAUGACGUUGUCAUUCACUGGAUUCAAGAGACUCCACCAGAGUCCCUGGUUCACUCCUACCAUCACAAACAAGACCAACUGGGAGAGCAGCACCAGAGGUUCAGAGGAAGAACAUCUCUGUUUGAGGACCAGAUCUCCAGAGGAAACGCUUCACUGCUGCUGAGAGGAGUGAAGGUUCAGGACCAGGGCAGAUAUCUGUGUGACGUCAGCACCGUCACUGGAAACAAGGAGAACUUCAUCAACCUGAAUGUGACUGCUCCAGUCCAGAACAUCAACAUUGAAAAGAUACAAAAUAAAAUCACCUGCAGCUCAGAGGGGAUCUAUCCUGAACCUGGACUCACCUGGACCACCGAUCCUCCAUCCAGCGUGAACCUGCAGAACCUGCAGAACCCACCAACAGUCCAGCAGACUGAACAGCAGCUUUACAGCAUCAGCAGCUCUCUGGUACCUUCAGACGGAGAUACUGACCUGGACUACAUCUGCACCGUCAGCACUCCAGCAAACAGCAGGAGAUCCACUUUGCUUCGACCAGCUGUUAUAAGUGGAUCAAACACUCAAAGAAAAAUCUCCUGCUCAACCGCCAAUUAUCCAAUAAAGUAUCUCAUCUGGACGUUUAACCACAAAGAGAUCAUCCUGACACAGAGCGGAGAUAAAGGGCUCUACACACCUUCAGAGAGGUGGGAGCAGCACGUGAUGACUGUGUCAGAGACAGGAAGUCUCACUCUGAAGGAUUUAACUUCAGACCAGACAGGAACAUACAAAUGUGAACUCAGGGAUGAAGAGGAAACAUACGUGAAAUACACCUUUCUUCACAUACCAAAAGACUGGACUGGAGUUAUUGCAGGAGUGGUGGUGGGUGUGCUGCUGCUGCUGGCCUUGGUUUCUGGAGUCGUUGGUUACCUAUACAGGAAAAGGUUGCACAGAUACAGGACAAUGAGGGAUCUGAGGAGGUGGAAAAAAAAAAGAGAUAAAGAGGAGGUUCUGGAGCAGUUGGGCAUGAAGAAGCGUGACUCAACAGAAGGGGAUCGACUGAUCUCAGCUAUGAAGGAGCGCAGAGAAGUUCGAUUAAUUAAUCGUAAACUCUCAAAGACUCACUAUGAAGUUAUUGCGUCCGCUCUGAAGUCUAAACCCUCCCAACUGACAGAAGUGGACCUGAGUAAGAGCCGCCUGCAGGAUUCAGGAGUGAAGAUUCUGACUGGUGGACUGAAGAGUCCAAACUGUAGACUGGAGACUCUCAGAUUGAAGAGUUGCAGGAUGUCAGAGACCAGCUGUUCUUCUCUGGUCUCAGCUCUGAAGUCCAACCCCUCCCAUCUGGAACAUCUGAAACAUCUGGACCUGAGCUGGAACCAGAACCUGCAGGAUUCAGGAGUGGAACAUCUGUGUGGAUUCCUGGAGAGUCCAGACUGCAAACUGGAGACUCUGGGCUUGCAGUGCUGUGGUCUGUCAGAGAUCAGCUGUUCUUCUCUGGUCUCAGCUCUGAAGUCCAACCGCUCCCACCUGAGAGAGCUGGACCUGAGAUUCAACUACAAACUGCAGGAUUCAGGAGUGAAGCAGCUUUCUGAUCUGGUGGAGAAUCCAGACUACAACCUGCAGACUCUCAGGUCGGAGCGCUGCAGUUUGUCAGAGAUCAGAUAUCGUCCUCUGGUCUCAGCUCUGGAGUCCGACCUGUCUGAUCUGGAACUUCUGGACCUGAGUGAGAACGAGCUGCAGGAUUCAGAUGUGAAGCAGCUGUGUGUUGUUCUGCAGAGUCCAGACUGCAGACUGGAGACUCUGAGUUCGGAGUGCUGCAGUUUGUCAGAGAUCAGAUGUCGUCCUCUGGUCUCAGCUCUGGAGUCCGACCUGUCUGAUCUGGAACUUCUGGACCUGAGUGAGAACGAGCUGCAGGAUUCAGAUGUGAAGCAGCUGUGUGUUGUUCUGCAGAGUCCAGACUGCAGACUGGAGACUCUGAGUUCGGAGUGCUGCAGUUUGUCAGAGAUCAGAUGUCGUCCUCUGGUCUCAGCUCUGGAGUCCGACCUGUCUGAUCUGGAACUUCUGGACCUGAGUGAGAACGAGCUGCAGGAUUCAGAUGUGAAGCAGCUGUGUGUUGUUCUGCAGAGUCCAGACUGCAGACUGGAGACUCUGAGUUCGGAGCGCUGCAGUUUGUCAGAGAUCAGAUGUCGUCCUCUGGUCUCAGCUCUGGAGUCCGACCCGUCUGAUCUGGAACUUCUGGACCUGAGUGAGAACGAGCUGCAGGAUUCAGAUGUGAAGCAGCUGUGUGUUGUUCUGCAGAGUCCAGACUGCAGACUGGAGACUCUGAGGUUGAACAGCUGCAGUCUGUCAGAGAUCAGCUGUUUUUCUCUGGUCUCAGCUCUGAAGUCCAACCCCUCCCAUCUGAAACAUCUGGACCUGAGUGGGAACGACCUGCAGGAUUCAGGAGUGAAACAUCUGUGUGGAUUUCUGGAGAGUCCAGACUGCAGACUGGAGACUCUGAGAUUGAACUGCUGCAGUCUGUCAGAGAUCAGCUGUUUUUAUCUGGUCUCAGCUCUGAAGUCCAACCCCUCCCAUCUGAAACAUCUGAACCUGAGUUACAACCACCUGCAUGAUUCAGGAGUGAAACAUCUGUGUGGAUUUCUGGAGAGUCCAGACUGCAGACUGGAGACUCUGAGAUUGAAGCGCUGCAGUCUGUCAGAGAUCAGCUGUUCUUCUCUGGGCUCAGCUCUGAAGUCCAACCCCUCCCAUCUGAAACAUCUGGACCUGAGCAGGAACAACAACCUGCAGGAUUCAGGAGUGAAACAUCUGUGUGGAUUUCUGGAGAGUCCAGACUGCAGACUGGAGACUCUGAGGUUGGAGAACUGCAGGUUGUCAGAGAUCAGCUGUUCUUCUCUGGUCUCAGCUCUGAAGUCCAACCCCUCCCAUCUGAAAGUUCUGGACCUGAGCGGGAACGACCUGCAGGAUUCAGGAGUGGAACAUCUGUGUGGAUUUCUGGAGAGUCCAGACUGCAGACUGGAGACUCUGAGGUUGGAGAACUGCAGGAUGUCAGAGAUCAGCAGUUCUUCUCUGGUCUCAGCUCUGAAGUCCAACCCCUCCCAUCUGAAACAUCUGAACCUGAGUGGGAACCAGAACCUGCAGAAUUCAGGAGUGAAACAUCUGUGUGGAUUUCUGGAGAGUCCAGACUGCAGACUGGAGACUCUGAGGUUGAAGAGCUGCAGGUUGUCAGAGAUCAGCUGUUCUUCUCUGGUCUCAGCUCUGAAGUCCAACCCCUCCCAUCUGAAACAUCUGAAACAUCUGGACCUGAGUGGGAACGACCUGCAGGAUUCAGGAGUGAAACAUCUGUGUGGAUUUCUGGAGAGUCCAGACUGCAGACUGGAGACUCUGAGGUUGGAGAACUGCAGGAUGUCAGAGAUCAGCUGUUCUUCUCUGGUCUCAGCUCUGAAGUCCAACCCCUCCCAUCUGAAACAUCUGAACCUGAGUUACAACAAGCUGCAGGAUUCAGGAGUGAAACAUCUGUGUGGAUUUCUGGAGAGUCCAGACUGCAGACUGGAGACUCUGAGGUUGGAGAACUGCAGGAUGUCAGAGAUCAGCAGUUCUUCUCUGGUCUCAGCUCUGAAGUCCAACCUCUCCCAUCUGAAACAUCUGAACCUGAGUGGGAACCAGAACCUGCAGAAUUCAGGAGUGAAACAUCUGUGUGGAUUUCUGGAGAGUCCAGACUGCAGACUGGAGACUCUGAGGUUGAAGAGCUGCAGUCUGUCAGAGAUCAGCUGUUCUUCUCUGGUCUCAGCUCUGAAGUCCAACCCCUCCCAUCUGAAACAUCUGGACCUGAGCAGGAACAACCUGCAGGAUUCAGGAGUGGAACAUCUGUGUGGAUUUCUGGAGAGUCCAGACUGCAGACUGGAGACUCUGAGGUUGGAGAACUGCAGGAUGUCAGAGAUCAGCUGUUCUUCUGUGGUCUCAGCUCUGAAGUCCAACCCCUCCCAUCUGAAACUUCUGGACCUGAGUUACAACAAGCUGCAGGAUUCAGGAGUGAAACAUCUGUGUGGUUUCCUGGAGAGUCCAGACUGCAGACUGGAGACUCUGAGACAGGAACCAAUGAAGAACCAGAGAUGUGUCUGAACCUGGAAUGAAACAUCUUCAGAAACAUGAGUUAACUUAACAGCUAAUACGUUCAAAAAUGUCAUCCAGAUGUUAAUAAACUUAGAGAGUCUGACAGACAAUAGUGGACAGACUGAAUGUGUAGUCGUGCAAUAUUUGAGUUACAGAGCUCAUUUACUAAAUAACUUCUUACUGUGGAUGAAAUCAGUCAAACCAACGUUGGCUUCCUUUGACUACCAUUACAUUUAAUUUCAACAAAUACACGUUUAGCAAAUGUAAAACUCUAAACAUGGACAAACUGGAAAUUUCCCCUCUGGGGGACUAUUAAAGGAUUUCUUAUCUUAAACAUAUUUUACUGUGUUUUUAAUAUUAUUCCUUAAUAUUUCUGUUAAGAUCAUUUCAUCCAGGUGACAUCAAGACAUAAGGUGCAACAAAUAAGGGCCGGGUUUCCCAGAUCCGACCUCUCUUAAGGACUUAAGAGAGGUUCAAAGAAGGUUUCACUUAAGAGAGAACCCUAAGAUACGGGUGUUUCCCAGAUGACUUCUUAACACCGUUCUUUAGUUUCGCUCUUUCAGAAGCUCUUUGGAGCAGCUGUCCGGUUCUGAAACCAAAUCAAUCGAUGCCAGGCAAAUCGAUCACCGAUCACUAUCAGCGCAUUUUCACAUGCAGCACUGCUACCUAACGCACUAAUUCACU
Cololabis saira (Pacific saury) is the source of this 5019-nucleotide messenger RNA. RefSeq names its product protein NLRC5-like. The transcript has 24 exons. Lineage: Eukaryota; Metazoa; Chordata; Actinopteri; Beloniformes; Belonidae. Bases 127 to 4344 code for a protein of 1405 amino acids. The record is from RefSeq and is a predicted model, not a curated record. Gene Ontology annotation, molecular function: protein binding. Gene Ontology annotation, cellular component: cytoplasm.